Molecule: messenger RNA, 2828 nt
Organism: Vicugna pacos (alpaca)
Lineage: Eukaryota; Metazoa; Chordata; Mammalia; Artiodactyla; Camelidae
Gene: MAK
Product: male germ cell associated kinase
Biological process (GO): protein phosphorylation
Molecular function (GO): ATP binding; protein kinase activity
Source: RefSeq, a predicted model, not a curated record
GUGCGCACGGGCGGGGCUUUCCCGGAUCGACCACGCCCCCGUGGGAGGGGGUAAGCGGGCGGCUGCGCAGCAGCUGGCGCACCCCCGCCGUUUCCUAGGAGACGAAACACACAGACGCCGGCGCUUCACAAGGGAGCGAACGAGGGUGUUCAUAAGGAUGGAAAUAUUGUUUCCUUGCCAGAUUGCUUAUUGCUAUAUCUUAUGAACCUACAUAAUCUGGGGAAGAGCCUGUGUUUAAUGAUGAUAAACGUGUCACCAGUGUAGCAACAACAGUCCAAGGGCAAAACAGAAUACAAAUAAAGACGCCUUCGUAUUUAUAUUCAGCAAAAAAGUCCUUUCAGUCAUCAACUUCUGCUGCGUCAUUUUUCCGAGAUGAACCGAUACACGACCAUGAGGCAGCUGGGGGACGGCACCUAUGGGAGUGUGCUGAUGGGCAAGAGUAACGAAUCCGGGGAGCUGGUGGCCAUCAAAAGAAUGAAGAGAAAGUUCUAUUCUUGGGAUGAGUGCAUGAACUUGAGAGAAGUUAAGUCUCUGAAGAAGCUUAAUCAUGCCAAUGUGAUUAAACUGAAAGAAGUUAUCAGAGAAAAUGACCAUCUUUAUUUUAUAUUUGAAUAUAUGAAAGAAAACCUCUAUCAAUUGAUGAAAGACAGAAACAAGUUGUUCCCUGAGUCAGUCAUCAGAAAUAUUAUGUACCAAAUAUUGCAAGGGCUGGCAUUUAUCCAUAAACAUGGUUUUUUUCAUAGGGAUAUGAAACCAGAAAACUUGCUUUGUAUGGGCCCAGAACUCGUGAAAAUUGCUGAUUUUGGACUUGCAAGAGAAUUAAGGUCACAGCCACCGUAUACUGACUAUGUAUCCACCAGAUGGUAUCGCGCUCCUGAAGUUUUACUCCGAUCUUCCGUUUAUAGCUCUCCAAUUGAUGUGUGGGCUGUUGGGAGUAUAAUGGCUGAACUAUAUACGUUAAGACCACUUUUCCCAGGGACAAGUGAGGUUGAUGAAAUCUUUAAGAUCUGCCAAGUUUUAGGGACUCCCAAAAAAAGUGACUGGCCAGAAGGGUACCAGCUUGCGUCCUCUAUGAAUUUCCGCUUUCCCCAGUGUGUUCCUAUAAACUUAAAAACUCUUAUUCCCAAUGCCAGUAAUGAAGCUAUUCAGCUUAUGACUGAAAUGUUGAGUUGGGAUCCAAAGAAACGGCCAACAGCAAGCCAGGCACUGAAACACCCAUAUUUUCAAGUUGGUCAAGUAUUAGGCCCUUCCUCCCAUCAUCUGGAAUCGAAACAGGCUUUAAGUAAGCAUGUGCAACCACUAGAAUCAAAACCAUCUGUAGCUGACCUAGAAGCCAAGCCUCUGCCAGACAUAAAUGAUCAGACUGUCGGGCAGCCCCAACCGAAAAACAGCCACCAGCCACUGCAGGCCAUCCAGCCACCACAGAACACGAGUGUCCAGCAAGCACCGAAGCAGCAGAGUCAACAGAAACAGCCACAAACACUAUUUCCAAGUAUCGUCAAGAACAUGCCAACCAAGCCAAAUGGCAGCCUGGCCCAUAAAAGUGCUAGGCGGCGCUGGGGUCAGACUGUUUUCAAGUCCGGAGACAGCUGGGAAGAGUUUGAGGACUGUGAUUUCGGAGCCUCCCAUUCCAAGAAGCCAAGCAUGGGUAUUGUCAAAGAAAAGAGGAAAAGUUCUCCAUUUCGGCUUCCGGAGUCAGUACCCGCAGGCUCCAACCACUCAACAGGGGAAAACAAGAGCUUUCCUGCUGUUACUUCCCUAAAAUCUGAUUCUGAAUUGUCAACUGCUUCGACAGCUAAACAGUACUAUUUGAAACAAUCCAGAUACCUUCCAGGUAUAAAUCCCAAGAACGUAUCCUUGGUAGCGAGUGGAAACCCAUACACCUGGAAUAACCAGUUAUUUCCUAAGUCACUGGGACCCACUGGGGGAGAACUUGCUUUCAAAAGGACUAACGCAGGAAAUCUUGGAAGUUACGCUACUUACAAUCAGUCAGGAUAUAUUCCUUCCUUUCUGAAAAAAGAAGUGGGCUCAGCUGGACAGAGGAUACACUUAGCACCUCUCGGUGCAACAGCUUCAGAAUAUUCCUGGAACACAAACACUGGUCGGGGGCAGUUUUCAGGACCCACUUACAACCCUACAGCCAAGACUCUAAAUAUUGUGAACCGCGCCCAGCCAGUCCCCUCUGUGCACGGGAGGACAGACUGGGUGGCCAAGUACGGAGGCCACCGGUAGGAGUCUGGUGUGAAGGCCCACAACCCUGCUCCACGUGGUCUGUGCACGUCCCCUGACCCUGACCCUGGGAAAUGUCUACAGAUGUCUAUUUCUACUGUGUUCUGGAAGAAAUAUAUGAUAGUGGGUACUCUGAAGAGCAAAAAGCUUCUCCUAUUUUAUUUCUUUCCUAGAAAUGAAAUGCAUUUUCUUAGCCUCAUCACCCACACGAUGCUGAUAUAUGGGUAGGACUUUACAAAGUAUUGAAUAAACUAUUUGCCAAAAUAUCAAGUAUCUGAUCUACAAAUUAGUAGACACUAAGUACAAGAAACUUAAAAAAAAAAAGCCUCCAGAAAUUUAAGUGUUUGAAGUGUUUCAGUUUUCAUUUGUCAUAUAUUUGCCUCAACUAGUACUUCAUUGCUUGGCCUCAGAGGUUUGUUUUGUUUUGGUAUUUCAUAGCAUUAGGUAGACGUGUGGACUGUUGUUAAAGCUUCUGAUUUGGCCAAGGCUCUACUCUACCUUGUGGGCAAUGGCAGAAAGAUGGUAAUUUAUCAUUUAUUUUUCUACUAUGAAACUGUGGAAGCAAUGGGAAUUCCAAUCUUGCACCGGAUGUCUUUCUU